Molecule: messenger RNA, 705 nt
Organism: Chironomus riparius
Lineage: Eukaryota; Metazoa; Arthropoda; Insecta; Diptera; Chironomidae
Source: the annotation of a GenBank genome assembly
AAUAACCGUUAUUCUCAUAAAAUAUUCGAACGAAAAAUUUUGGAAAAAAAUUUUGAGAUUUGUUUUUUUUUUUCCUUCCUUAAAGGCUUAAUUAAACUAGCCAUGAAGCUCCUCAUGGUUUUUGUAACGAUCGCGUGUUUUUCUACUGGAUCUUGUGAAUUCAAUGCAGACGAUCUAUCUGACAAUUUGAUAAACCUAAAAGAUGACUGCGGAUACAUUUGUGGAAAGAUUAAUGUAAAUAUUAAUCGUGAAAACUGCGGUGAUCCAGACAAGCGAAAAUAUCCAUUCUUAUUAGUUCAUGAUCCACAUGAUCAUAAUGAAGAAGCAAUAGAAUAUUUCGAACCAAAACACUUUGAAUGCGAUAAUAAAUGUCCUGAAAAUCUUCAUUUCAUCAAGGCUGACAACAAUAGUUAUUGUGUCAAGGAUAUAUCUCACUUCAUUCAAGAUCUAGAAAGUGCUAAGACUCGGCAAGAUAAUAAGGAUGCCCAAAAGAACAACAAGGAACAGAAAGACAAUUUCGAAUAUACUUGGUGGAUAGUUGGAGGAGUUGGAAUCUUACUUGUUGCAAUCAUAGCUUUAGUCAUUGGUUUGUUUAUAAAGAAGAGAUCAGGUAAUGUUGAUUUUGAACUUCCAUCAUCAAGACCCAUUAUAAAGAUUUAAACUGCAAAUAAAGGCUGUUAAAUAAAGCCAUAGAUUGUCUCGCUU